UCCUCGCGAGGCUGAGGCUGGGCGUGUUGUGUGCCUGGGCGCCGCUUGUUGUUUCAACGGCAUUUUUUAAAAACUAUUAAAUAAAAAGAAGAGGCAGAUGUGCCUUUUAUUUGUACGGUUGUGAAGAUCUGAGAAUAGCACUCGUUCUCGAUGCAGUUGUCAUCCCUGAGAGUUUAGAAAAAGUUGUCAUCUCUACGGUCUGGUCCUCCGUCUGCCAGUCUUAGCAGACGACUAAUAGUUUGUCUCGGCCUUUCGUGAGACUAAGUACAUGCCUUUCGCUUUGAGAAAUGGAACCACACCAGUUUGAAUACUUCGGAGGAGUUGAAGGGGGAGCAACAUGUUCCAAGUUUGUUCUUAUACGAUCUGAUGGGAAAAUUAUGGCUUGGAGUGAAGGAGGCUGCACAAAUAAAUGGCUUGUUGGAGUAGAAGAAUGUGUGAAAAGAAUCAACUCAAUGGCAGGUGAGGCCGUGUCUAAGGCUCAACUUGAAGCAGGUACAUGUCUGAGAGCUUUGGGUAUGUCACUUAGUGGAGGGGAUACUCCCAAGUCACAAGAAGAAAUUGUUGCCGCCAUCAAGACACAGUAUCCAGGACUGGCUCAGACUUCGUUUGUUUGUGGAGACACACGUGGAUCUUUGGCCACUGCACUACCAUCAGGUGGAAUUGUCCUGAUUGCCGCACUGGCCCAACUUCACCUCAUCAAUCCUAACGGCUCUGAAGCAAGAUGUGGAGGAUGGGGGCAUCUCAGUGAUGAAUCAUCAGGUUUUUGGAUUUCCCAGAGGGCGCUAAAAGUUUACUUUGAUCAUGCUGACAAUCUAGUUUCAUCUCCACAUGAUGUUACCUUUGUUGAAAAAGCAAUGUUCAGCCACUUUGGGAUAGAUGAUCGCAAUGGUCUGCUUCCUUUCCUUUACAGUGGUUUUGACAAAUCAAGGAUUGCAGGACUUUGUAAAGAGCUGGCCAGAGGUGCCAUUGAAAAAGGUGAUGCUCUGUGCUGCUCUGUAUUCUGUGAAGCAGGGAAAUUGCUGGCAAUGCAUAUUUUAGCUGUUGCCAACAAAAUUGACAAGCUACUCCUAAGCCAAACAGGAGGGCUUCAUGUUGUUUGUGUGGGAUCUGUCUUCAAAAGUUGGCAAGCCUUACAACCAGGUUUCGAAGCAGUCAUGAAGGAAAGAGGUCCAGGGUUAGGCAUCUGUGAAGUUAGUUUGCUGACACUCCAGACCUCUGCUGCAGUGGGGGCAGCCGCCUUAGGAGCACAAGCUGCAGAAUGCCCACUGCCAAUGGACUACAGUACUUAUGCACAGACUUUUUACACUGCUAAAUUUUCCUAAGUGACCCACACACAAACCAUAACAGACAUUAAAUGGGGUUACAUAUGAAGUCCACAAAGCUGGCCUUGCAUCAUGACAAAUUUGCUUAUGUUUGAUAAUGUAUUCAAGCAACUAAUAUGUAGAGUGUAUAACAAAAAGAAAGAUAAUAUCAACAGUGUCUGAAAAAUGUUCGUUUUGUCAAUGACAUGACUAUGCUAAAAGUUCUCGUACAAUGUUGUGUGAUCUCAGCUGUUCAUCUCAUACCCUUGUCAGUAUAAUCAUGGUAAACUGCAAUGAAAAUAAUAUUCUUUUGUCUCUAGCAGAACAUCCUUUAACAUGAAUGACUAGGAGGCACUUUUGAAUUGUGACAAUUUUGGUACAUGAUUAUUAUUGUGGGACCACUUACAUUUUCAGCCUCUUGAAAAUUUUAGUUUAUGAUUAUGGCUGUAGUAAAUGAGCACAAAUUUGAUAGUUUUUUCUCAAUAUUUGUCCUUUUUUUAAAAAAAUGUUUCCCUUAUUUCAUUGCAAAAAAUUCCAGAAAUUGACAUGAAAUUUGUGUACAUCUCAUAGUCCAUUAAACAUUGUCAUAUCUUUUAUCACAAAGUAUUCACUUUUUGUCGCAUUCAUGUUAAGAUGUGAUUGACAAAGAUGUUAAAGACAACAAAAAUCCUAGGUUGAUACUUCAUGGAUUAAGAGUUUCUCACAAGCGUCCAGUGAGAAACCAGAAUAAAAGCAACAGAAAAUACAUUCGUUGAUGCAUUUGCAUUUGGACCAGCUUGACAUGAUUAUCUUGGGAUAUGUUGCAACUAUUUACCUGUGUCUGUCAUGUAUUUUGCUGCUUUUGUGGCUUCAGGAGAAAAGUUUUGGGGGAAUUGUCCUAACGAUUCAUGAUAUAUGUGAAUUUAUGACUGCUAUAUUGUGCCUCAAAUAUAACACCAUGUCAUAAAGUUAUUUAUACAGAACAGGUUAUUUUAUACACCACCUUUUUUCUCAUAAAUGUUAUAAACUGAAAAUUGAACAGGAUUAAAUAUGCAAUAAAGUGCUCAUCAUUGAGAUAUGCAUAUAUGUGAAUGUGUUGAUGCAUUACUCCUAGCAACCAGAUGGCCUCAACAUUGUGUCUGUACAACACCUAAAGGAAACUAAGCAUUAGUAAUGCUCAGAGCAAGUUAAAUGUUGAUACCAAUUAAAUGGAGAUAAAUGCUUAUUGUCUUCCACAUAUGUUGUGUGUAUAUGUGUGUGUGUGAGAGAUAUGUCAUAACCUCUAAUGCACACAGGAUCUGGUUAACAUCUGCCCGCUGUUUCAGUCAUUGCUUAACCUCACUGAUGAGACUCUUCAGCUGAGGUAGGGACUCAAGUCCUCCAUGUUCUCAAGCAUCAGCAGCUAUAUCAGUACAUGUUCUGGCAUGGAUUUGGUAUGCAUUAAUUUGUCUUCAAUUUUUGUGAACAUCUAUCUAAAAAUGAGCCAACAAGUGACCCAUACAAUAAUGAACUAUUCUUAGCCAAAUACAUGUGCAUGCAACCACAACAAGUACUCCUCAGACUUCAACAUCAGAACUGUUUAUUCUGUACUUUGUGAUAUCCACAUGACAGUAAAAAUCAAAGCGCUCAAAACAUACAUUACCUCAAUGAAAGAAAAGUUCACACAAGGCAGCUUGAUCACAGACAGUCCUCCGUAUGAUUUUUUUCCCAAAAAAUUUCAGUGAAUUCUUGAGUGAAAAAGUACGCAACAUUUUCCACAAACACUUAUCAAGCUAUGCUGGGCCUAGAAAAUGUCAUCUUCGGUCAACUGAGUAUCACAACCUAUGUAUUAUGUUUAUACCCUAUGACACAUGCUGGCCUUUAGUAUAAUAGCAAUAUUUGCAGCCAGAUUAGCCUUUUAUAGCCAGUAGUAUAUAUAUCAUGGCUUCUGC
Molecule: messenger RNA, 3211 nt
Organism: Pomacea canaliculata
Lineage: Eukaryota; Metazoa; Mollusca; Gastropoda; Architaenioglossa; Ampullariidae
Product: N-acetyl-D-glucosamine kinase-like
Molecular function (GO): N-acetylglucosamine kinase activity
Source: RefSeq, a predicted model, not a curated record